This is a messenger RNA of Cydia amplana, 1560 nucleotides long. Its product is annotated as sodium channel protein Nach-like. The record is from RefSeq and is a predicted model, not a curated record. The transcript has 9 exons. Bases 25 to 1560 code for a protein of 511 amino acids. NCBI's taxonomy places the organism in Eukaryota, Metazoa, Arthropoda, Insecta, Lepidoptera, Tortricidae. Gene Ontology annotation, cellular component: plasma membrane. Gene Ontology annotation, molecular function: ligand-gated sodium channel activity. Gene Ontology annotation, biological process: sodium ion transmembrane transport.
UAUUCAUUUCCCGGGCUAGGCGUCAUGUGGAACUGUUUGAGAAACUUUGUCACUUCGUUUUGUACCGAAAGUUCGGUUCAUGGCGUCAAGUAUUUAAUUAAGGAUAAAAAUACUCUUUCGAGAUGCUACUGGUGUGUGAUGCUCAUCUUCGCCCUGUACUGCUGCGGACAGUUCUCCAUACUGCUCUCGGCCCGUUUCCUGGAGAUACCCAUCAGGAUGACCAUCAAGAACGGCCAGGCCCUCACAGAGAAGCUCCCGUUGCCUUCAAUCACUUUUUGCUCUGAAAAACCCCCUGAUCAGUGGUAUGAAAAGUUCCUGGAUGAAGUGAAAAUUCCUCCCGAGUACACCAAAGAAACAGUAUGGGAAGCCAUGCGUCUGGGCGUCAGUAAUCUGACUCCACUGUAUAUCCAGCAUCAACAACCACUGAACGUCACGCUUAUGAACAUGCUGGAUCAUGUCCUGGAUUAUAAUCACAUUACGACUCGCGAGUUCGUCUCGCGCGUAUCUGUGCCCUGCGACGUGCUGUUGAGUCGUUGUGAACUCAGAGGCAUGAAAAUGCCGUGCGCGGAUCUUUUCCAACGUGUCAAUGGACAAUGCUGCCGGUUCUAUGAUGAUCCAGAAACGUUCGUAUCAUCAGGAAACGUCUUCAGCAACAAUCUCAAGGUCGUAACCACCAUGGACUACGGUGACGCUUACGUCAUGGUCCACAGACCACUGUCAGAGCCGCUGAUAGACCAGUCAUCGUUCUCGAUGGCCAAUGGAUACUAUAUCAUGUUCUAUAUAGAUCCGGUAAGGAUUGAAAAGUCGGAGGAAGUUCAUGAAAUGGAGGAGGAAGCAGGAGUAUGCGUCCACCCCGACGAGCAGGAGCUGCGUUUCUUCGACUCGUACGACUACUUCAACUGUGCAGUGGAAUGGAUCAUCAACGCCAGUAUGGCUGUGUGCGGCUGCGCGGCCACCUAUACACCUGCGCCUGAUCAGUACACUUGCAACUUUACUGGGAUGAAUUGUUUAAGGAAAUAUUCUACUCUAAACAGGAUGACCUACGGCCUCCCAAUACACGAACAUUUAUCAGACCUGGCGGCGGCGAAAGGUAUAGAGAUGCAAACCUGUCCAGAAGUGUGUACGUAUACGAUUUACACGAGGAAUUUCAAGCCCAGGACACUGGUGCCGGAAUAUGACUGUACGGGGUUUUUAAGUGGCGUGGAUCCUAAGAACGCGUACGUCGUGCAUUUCACUUACGAACGACAGUUCUAUAAAAUACAAGAAUUCGUCCUGAUCACCGAUUGGAUUACAUUACUAAGUAACCUAGGCGGAGUUUACGGUCUCUUCCUAGGCUGCAGCAUGCUCACUCUAGUAGAACUCGUGUUCUAUCUCUGGUCCUGCGUCGUCAGCAAAAUGUGCGAGAACCGUGUCCAUACUUCUGAACACCGCAAAAUAUCGGCGGAGGAAACUGAUAAAAAAAGCAAAAUAUCGGUGGAGAAAACUUAUCGAAACAGCAAAAUAUCGGUAGAGGAAAGUCGUCAGCAAGAUUUGCCGGAGCCGUUAAAAUUCUAUAACUGA